Messenger RNA from Calliphora vicina (urban bluebottle blowfly), 942 nucleotides. Its product is annotated as G patch domain-containing protein 11. NCBI's taxonomy places the organism in Eukaryota, Metazoa, Arthropoda, Insecta, Diptera, Calliphoridae. Bases 70 to 921 code for a protein of 283 amino acids. Gene Ontology annotation, cellular component: kinetochore. The record is from RefSeq and is a predicted model, not a curated record. The transcript is spliced from 2 exons. Gene Ontology annotation, molecular function: nucleic acid binding.
AACGCGUAUAAACAAAAACAUAAUUUCCAUCGUAUUUCCAUAAACAUUGCAAAAAUCCUUUACUUAAACAUGUCAGACGAGGAAGAUGAUUAUAUGUCCGAUAAGUUUUUAGCCGGAUUGCAAGAUGUGCGACCCAGUCUGGUAAAAAGUCGUGCAAAAAAGCGACAAAUUCAGGUGGAAGUCAAACAUAAGGAGCACAAUAAAAAACAAAAAGAACUAAAGCAACUUACAUCGGCUGCAGUAGAUAAUGACAGACUACAGGCUGCCUUAAGCAAGCCGUUGGCGCAGGAAAAUAAGGGAUUUAAACUGUUGUCAAAAAUGGGCUACAAACCGGGACAAGCUUUGGGCAAACCUUUAAAAAAUGACGAAACUUCCAGCUCAAGUUCAAUGCCAAUUCGUUUGUUAGAACCCAUAGGUAUUACAGUUAAAACCGAUCGUCAAGGUUUGGGUAGAGAAGCAGCACUGCAAGAAUUGAACGAGAGACGUAAGAAAAUACACCAAGAACGCAUUAGAAAAAUAAUGGAAGGUGAAGAAACAAGUAUUGAGGACUUUCGUCGCAGAACAAAUCAAAAACAUGAAGACAAAUUUGUGCUUAAUGCUUUAAGACGCUGUCAAGUGACUUGUGAAAAUUUGGAUGUAGAAUCGAAACUGGAGCAACCAGAAAUGCCAUGGUUUUGGCCUGAACGAAUCAAAGAAACAGAUGAAGAGGACACUAAAGACGAACAAGAAACUGGAGAGGAGACUAAUGAGGCAGAACAAGACAAUGAGGAGGCGGAAGAGUUUUCUAAUCAAGAAAAAUUAGAAAUGUUGACCAAUUAUGUGCGUACCUCAUAUAUAUUUUGCUAUUGGUGUGGCGUACGUUACAAUGAUGAGCAAGACUUAAGUGAAAAUUGUCCAGGUUUAACUAAGGACGAUCAUUAAACUGCUUUAAAAAAGAUAAUC